CCCUUCUUUUUUUUUUCAUUCCGUUCCUAUUGAUAAUAUUCUUUCUCUAUUUUGCCCCCUCUUUGGCGAUAUUCCCUCUUCCAAAAUUGUUCCGUGAUUUCAUAUCAUAUAAACAAGGAAGAGAUCAGUAUACUGCCGCUCAAAAUGGAUUAUAUAUUGCCGCUCAAUAUUGUUUAUCAUUUCAUCUCGUACAACUCUGCUUCAGAAACAAGGUUCUUCUAUUCUCUGAUAUGGAAUCACAACUUGAUUUUGAAAGGGGUCCAGGAAAAAAUAAAAAAAAUGGAAUGAAAAUGAAGAUGAGAAGCUUGUUGCAGCCAUGCUUGAUGUUCUAAAUUCAGGUGGUAAUUACAAAUCAGAUAAUGGGUUUAAACCUGGUUUCUUUAGUGCGGUGGAGCGACAACUCGCAAUAUCUCUUCCCGAAGCUGGCAUAAAAGCAAAGCCACAUAUAGAAUCGCGUGUAAAAACAAUGAAGAGUGAUUGGUCUGCCAUACAUGAUAUGUUGGCAUGGAACAAUACAAGUGGUUUUGGCUGGGAUUACAAUAAUGACAUGCUUGAUGCUCCCCAACCUAUUUGGCAAGCUUAUAUACAGGUGCAUAAAAAUGCUGCAAAAUGGAGAGCAAAGAAAUUCCCUCAUUAUUGGGACUUGUGUAAUGUAUUUGGUAAGGAUCGCGCAAAUGGAAGAGAUGCCCAAACAGCUGCGGAUAUUAUAUCUGAUAUAAACCGAGAAGAACCGGAGGCUACUGAAGAAGGAUUAGAUGAUAUUGAUGUUAAUCAACCAAUAAACAUCCCUUCAUAUGAUGCUUCUAGAGAAGAGUCAAGCACACAGCGAAAGAGAAGAAGGCGCAACAGUUGGGAUCCUCUAAUGAACAGUCUGAAAGAGUCUGCUGAAAUAAUCGGUGCAGAGAUUAGGGGGGCUUCAAAUACUUUUAAUAGAGUUUUUGGAACAGAGAGCAAUAGAGAGGAACUUCGGAACAACCUUUUUGCGGAGAUGAAUAAAGUUGCGGGUUUAACUACUCGUGAGUGUGACAAGGCGGUAUGUAAGCUUGCACAAAAUGAGGAGUUAAUGGUAGUCUUUUUUAAGGUUGAUGAAGACCGCAAACUUGGAUGGGUAAAGAACAUGCUUGAAGAUACCGUUUGACGUGAUAUACAACGACUUUUGGAAUAUUAUUAAUUUUUUUUGUUUGCAAAUUUUGGAU
This is a messenger RNA of Helianthus annuus (common sunflower), 1196 nucleotides long. RefSeq lists its product as uncharacterized. NCBI's taxonomy places the organism in Eukaryota, Viridiplantae, Streptophyta, Magnoliopsida, Asterales, Asteraceae. The record is from RefSeq and is a predicted model, not a curated record. Bases 317 to 1138 code for a protein of 273 amino acids. The transcript has 3 exons.